This is a messenger RNA of Drosophila ficusphila, 712 nucleotides long. RefSeq names its product N-alpha-acetyltransferase daf-31 (gene vnc). NCBI's taxonomy places the organism in Eukaryota, Metazoa, Arthropoda, Insecta, Diptera, Drosophilidae. Gene Ontology annotation, biological process: N-terminal peptidyl-glutamic acid acetylation. Gene Ontology annotation, cellular component: NatA complex. The transcript has a single exon. Gene Ontology annotation, molecular function: protein-N-terminal-glutamate acetyltransferase activity; protein N-terminal-serine acetyltransferase activity. The record is from RefSeq and is a predicted model, not a curated record. Bases 1 to 591 code for a protein of 196 amino acids.
AUGAACAUCCGCUGCGCCAAACCGGAGGACUUGAUGACCAUGCAGCACUGCAAUCUGCUUUGCCUGCCCGAGAACUACCAGAUGAAGUACUACUUCUACCAUGGUCUCACCUGGCCGCAGCUUAGCUAUGUCGCCGAGGACGAUAAGGGCAGCAUUGUGGGCUAUGUCCUGGCCAAAAUGGAGGAACCGGAACCGAACGAAGAGAGUCGUCAUGGGCACAUCACCUCGCUGGCGGUAAAGCGUUCCUAUCGGCGAUUGGGUCUGGCGCAGAAACUCAUGAAUCAGGCCUCGCAGGCCAUGGUAGAGUGCUUUAAUGCUCAGUACGUCUCGCUGCAUGUUAGAAAGAGCAAUCGGGCUGCCUUGAACCUCUACACGAACGCCCUCAAGUUCAAGAUCAUCGAGGUUGAGCCGAAAUACUAUGCCGAUGGCGAGGAUGCCUAUGCCAUGCGACGCGACCUCAGCGAGUUUGCCGACGAGGAUCAGGCCAAGGCUUCGAAGCAGUCGGGCGACGAAGAAGGCAAGGUUGCCUACCGAGCCAGCGGACAUGGCCACUCGCACAACCACAGCGGUCACGACGGACAUUGUUGCUGAACCAAAUCCCUUUGAGCGCACGCGGGUUUCGACGUUUUAUUGCAUUUUUAUGCAUUAGGGUUUUGUAAUUAAUUAACAUAUAAAACGUAACUAAAAUUAAAAAAAAAUUAAUGACAAAAAA